ACAAAACAAGAGAGAGAGAAAUUAAAAAAGGGAAAAACAGAGAAAGAGAGAGAAGAAGGAAGAGAAAACAGAGGAAAAUCUCAAAUGGCCACCAUUAGAGUACCAGAAGAAGUUCCUUCUCCAGCUCAGGAUUCCGAAACUCUCAAUCAAGCUUUUCGAGGAUGGGGAACAGACGAGAAGGCGAUUAUACGAGUGUUAGGAAAAAGAAACGAGAGCCAAAGAAGAAAAAUCAGAGAAAGUUACAAAGAGAAAUACGGCAAAGAUCUUAUCGAUGAUCUCUCCUCUGAACUGUCUGGUGAUUUCAUGAAAGCUGUGAUCUUGUGGACUUAUGAUCCAGCAGAGAGAGACGCAAGGCUAGCGAACAAGGUUUUGAAGGAGAAAAAGAAAGGGAUAAAUAAACUCAAGGUUCUCGUAGAGAUCUCUUGCACAACCUCUCCAACAUAUCUGAUUGCUGUUAGGAAAGCUUACUGUUCUCUCUUCGACUCAUCCCUUGAAGAACACAUUGCUUCCUCUGUGCCUUUUCCUCUUCCAAAGUUACUGGUGACCUUGGCAAGUUCAUUCAGAUAUGACAAAGACAAGGUUGAUGCAGAAGUAGCUACAAUCGAGUCAGCUAUGCUACGUGAAGCCAUAACAAAGAAGCAAUUGGAUCACGAUCAUGUCCUCUACAUAUUAGGGACUCGCAGUGUAUACCAGCUUAGACAAACUUUUGUUGCUUACAAGCAGAGUUAUGGGAACACAAUAGAUAAGGAUGUUGAGGGAUGCCCCGGAGAUGCUGAUCUGAGAAGUCUAUUGCAGAUGGUAAUCUUGUGCAUUGAUUCCCCUGAGAAACACUUUGCAAAGGUUGUGAGUGAGUCUAUUGAGGGAUUUGGAACAGAUGAAGAUUCGUUGACGAGAGCGAUCGUGACGCGAGCAGAGAUCGAUCUGAUGAAAGUAAGGGGAGAGUAUUUCAAUAUGUACAAUUCAAGCAUGGAUAACGCUAUUAUUGGUGAUGUUUCCGGAGACUACAAGGACUUCCUCAUCACCUUGCUUGGUUCCAAAAUCUGAUCUUUGUUUUGAAUUUUCAUAUUCUUGGCUUUUGCUUGUGACCUUGUAACAAAGACUUCAUUUUCCAACUCCCAUUUGAACAAUGUUAUUAUAAAAUAAUCAAACCACUACUCUUGGUUCUUGA
This is a messenger RNA of Eutrema salsugineum, 1168 nucleotides long. Its product is annotated as annexin D3. Lineage: Eukaryota; Viridiplantae; Streptophyta; Magnoliopsida; Brassicales; Brassicaceae. Bases 85 to 1044 code for a protein of 319 amino acids. Gene Ontology annotation, molecular function: calcium ion binding; calcium-dependent phospholipid binding. Gene Ontology annotation, cellular component: cytoplasm. The transcript has 6 exons. The record is from RefSeq and is a predicted model, not a curated record.